AAUGCUUCAUAUACAUCUAAAAAAGCGCGGACCGCUUAACAUGGCGCGCCGCUUAGUAAAUUCAUGGCCGCUGCUCCUGCUGCUGGUGGCAGCAAGCCAACAGGCGAGCCUCAUACCGCCGCCUGUUGAUGAUGUGGCACAGCUGGAGACGAAAGGAGAUCAAAGCUUAGCUGGAUACAUCGAGUCGCGAGUGGAUGACAAUAGCCAGACUAACUAUCGACUGCCGAACAAUACAGUGCCCAUCUCCUACAAUGUGGAGCUGUGGACGGAAGUGCACAAUGGCACAAGGGAGUUCCGCGGCGUUGCGAAGAUCGAUAUUCAGGUUGUAGAGGAUACCAAGACGAUCACACUGCAUUACCGGGAGAUUGACGAAUUUGGAUCCACAAUUCAAAGCAAGGAUAUUGCAUCGAGUCAGCCAAUACCAGUGGUAUCCACCCUUGCAUCGCGCGAGUUUCUGGUCCUUACGCACACAGAUACCCUUAAGGCAGGCACCAACUGGACGGUAGUCAUCACCUACACUAGCAAGUUGCGUAGUGAUAUGGGUGGCUUCUAUAUGUCCAGCUAUGAAGAUGAUGACGGCACUGUGCACUACCUGGCCACCACACAGUUCGAGAGCACAAAUGCUCGUCAUGCCUUCCCCUGCUAUGAUGAGCCAGCCAAGCGAGCGAAUUUCACGAUUACCAUACACCACGAUCCCAGCUACACAGCCAUCAGCAAUAUGCCAGUGGAUGACAUCGCAUCUAGCGCCGGCACAACGGUAUUUCAAACAACGCCUAAGAUGUCCACCUAUUUGAUAGCUUUUAUUGUGUCGGACUUUGAGUCCACAGGCGGCGAGCUGAAUAAUUUGCCUCAGCGCGUUUUUUCACGCAAGGGCAAGCAGAACGAACAGGAGUGGGCCCUGUGGUCUGGCCUGGUAGUCGAGUCCAGUUUAGCGAAAUACUUAGGUGUUCCAUUUGCAUUGCCCAAGCUGGAUCAGGCGGGCAUACCUGACUUUUCAGCUGGAGCGAUGGAGAAUUGGGGCCUGGCCACCUAUCGGGAGCAGUACAUGUGGUGGACCAAGGAGCAGUCUACCGUUAAUCUCAAAACUAGCAUUAGCAAUAUAAUUGGACACGAAUAUGCGCACAUGUGGUUCGGCGAUUUGGUAUCGAUUAAAUGGUGGACCUACCUGUGGCUUAAAGAGGGAUUCGCUACACUCUUUUCAUAUGAAUCGAAUGAUAUUGCGUUCCCUGAGUGGGAUACCUAUCAGAUAUUCCAUGUGAGCGACUAUUACAGCGCCUUGAUUAACGAUGCCUUCUUAACGACGCCCAUGUCGCAUUACGUACAAACGCCCUCGGAGAUAUCGAAUCGAUAUGGUACCAUCUCCUAUGCCAAGCCUGCUUGCGUGUUGUAUAUGUUUAAGAAUGCGUUUACGGAUGCCGUGUUCCGACGAGGAUUAAACCUAUAUCUAUCAAAACAUCAAUACAACUCUACGGAUGAAUGGGAUUUGUUCGCCUCGCUGCAGAACGCAGCCGAUGAGUUGACCUUCCCGUUGCCCUACGGCGUUGCCGAUAUCUUCUCCAGCUGGUCCACGCAGGUGGGUUUCCCCUUGUUGACCGUUCAGCGAAACUAUGAUGCUGGCACCUUUACCGUCAAGCAACAACGGUAUUUGAACGACAAGGAUAAAGCAAAUGAGGAUACUUGGUAUGUGCCUAUCAACUUUGCAACUGCCUCGAGUCCCGAUUAUCGCCAAACUAAGGCCUCGCACUAUGUGGCCAAAGUCAAGGAGCAGACAAUAAGCGAUGUUAAAAUUGGGAAGGAGGAUUGGUUGCUUCUAAACAAACAAUCCAGUGGCUUCUACCGCAUAUUGUAUGAUGAGCAAAACUAUCGGCUAAUUGCACAGGGUCUAAGGGAUGAGCCCUAUGCCUUCCAUACGCGUAAUCGCGCUCAGCUUAUACACGAUGCGUAUCGCUUCGUGGACACGGGUCGUCUCAGUCAGAGUAUACUGUUGGACCUGAUGUCGUAUUUGCGCAAUGAGUAUCAAUAUGCGCCCUGGUAUACAGCUAGCAGUAUUUUUAAUAUUUACGAUACAUAUCUGCGUGGCGAUGCGAAUUACGUGCACUUCCGUCAGUUUGUGAUCGAGCUGGUCGAGGAUAUCUUCAGCAAGCUGGGCGUCAAUGAAAUACCCGGCGAGCACUAUUUGAACAACUAUCUGCGCGUGAUUGUGCUGAACCUGGCUUGCCAGGUGGGCAGCGCUAAGUGCACACAGCAGGCACACAAGAAACUGCAGCAGUUCCUGGAGGACGGUGUGGUCAUUGAGCCAACAUUGAGAACUCAGGCCUUUUGCGCCGGAUUGCGUCAGGCCGAAGACACAACCUUUGAUUUAACAUUUAACAUGCUGCUGGCCUCCAAGAAUGGCAACGAUCGCGGCACCCUCAUCUCUUCGUUGGGCUGUUCGCAGAACGCAAAUCAACUAAAGAAAUUCGUAGAGAGCUCCCUCGAUAAGAACAACUCUCUAAGCUCUUAUGAACGCACCAUCCUGAUAAAUGCCGCCCACACACGAAGCGAGACUGGUAUGACUGUUAGCUUAGACUUCCUCGAUGCUAACUGGAAGGCAUAUGGCGACCUGAACGAAAGUCAGAAGCCAUUGGACACUGCCCUGCGGAGCAUAGCCAAUUCAGUGGUCAACGAGUCUCAAAAGAAUAGACUCACUGCGCUGCUGGACAAAAUCAAGACAAAUGGCCCUGAGUAUCUGGCCGACAACACUGAGGCCUCUGUGCAGGCCGCCAUGAAAGGCAACUUUGAUUGGUUAGACGUGCACCGCCAGCCGAUAAUGAAUUGGAUAGUUGCCUAUCGCACUAACGGCAGCAGCUCCCUGUCCGCCUCCCUUUUAAUCGUGCUGGCAACGUUGCUAACUCUGCUAUAUCAUGAAUUCCACUUGGCAAAUGAGCGAGCGCUGCUCAGUUGUUGUCGCACCGUAGACAACAUGACUCGUGUUUUCAUUCCGAUCUUGGUCCUACUGCUGGUGUUGGCCACCACCCUCGCAUCCGUUGUACGUCAGUUUCCGCCCUUUGAGCUGCAGCAGCAGUUCAUCGCAUAUCCCAAUCUGCGUUUACCUGUGCGGCCUGAAAAGGAGAGCUAUCGGUUGCCCAAUAACACGGAGCCGUUGGAAUAUAAUAUCGAUCUAACCACGAAUGUGCACAAAGGCGAAACAGAAUUUCAAGGAACUGUGAUCAUUAGCCUAAAAGUUCUAGAACCUAGCACAGAUAUUGUGGUGCAUGCACGGCAACUGGAGAUAUUGACGGUGACAAUACGAAAGUCCAAUGCUGCUGAGUCAACUGCAGUACCGCUAGACGUCGAAGAAGAUAAAGACCGAGAGUUCUUGAAGCUAUCCGCGCAGGAUCUAACCUUUGAGCAGGAUACCACCUGGCUGUUGACUAUUAAGUACAAGGGCAACCUGCGCACGGACAAUGGCGGCUUCUACCUGUCCUCGUACACUGAUGAGACCGGUGCUACCAAAUACUUGGCCACCACUCAGUUCGAGAGCACCGAUGCCCGUCACGCUUUCCCUUGCUAUGAUGAGCCAGCGAAGCGAGCCAACUUUACGAUUACCAUACACCACGAUCCCAGCUACAAUGCCAUCAGCAAUAUGCCAGUGGAUGCGUCCAAAACGAGCACUGGAACCACGGCUUUCCAGUCCACAGUAAAAAUGUCUAGUUAUCUGGUGGCCUUCAUUGUAUCGGAGUUUGUGUAUUCGGAGGGUGAGCUUAACGAUCUACCCCAGCGAGUCUUCUCGCGUAAGGGCACCGAGCAUGAGCAGGAAUGGGCUUUGACCACUGGCAUGUUAGUCGAAAAACGUCUCUCCGGAUAUUUCGACGUACCUUUUACUCUACCCAAGCUGGAUCAGGCGGCUAUACCCGACUUUGCUGCUGGCGCCAUGGAAAACUGGGGCCUAGCCACAUAUCGUGAGGAGUAUCUGCUGUAUAAUGUCGAAAAUUCUACAAUAAAUACACAGACGAACAUUGCGACCAUUGAGGCUCAUGAGGAUGCACAUAUGUGGUUCGGUGACCUGGUUGCCAUUGAAUGGUGGAGCUAUCUCUGGCUUAAAGAAGGUUUUGCCACACUCUUCGAGAUCUUGGCUGUGGAUUUGGCCUAUCCGGAAUGGGAUAUAUUCCAAUAUUUCCAUAUUGACUCGUAUCAAGGCGCCAUGAUCGCCGAUGGCAAUCCCUCAGUACGUCCGAUGACCUAUUACGUAGAGGACCCUUCGGACAUUGAACUACUCUAUGACUCAAUUGCGUAUGCCAAGGCAGGUUCUGUGUUGGACAUGUGGCGUCAUGCCCUGACCAACACCGUUUUCCAGCGGGGUCUGCACAACUAUCUAGUGAAAAAGGCUUACUCCGCUGCGAAUGAGACGGAUCUGUUCGAUGCCAUUUCAUUGGCCGCUCGCGAAUUGAACUAUCCAGUGCAAGCUCCCGUGGGAGAUAUGCUGACCAGUUGGACCCGCCAAGGUGGAUUGCCGCUGCUGACUGUGGAGCGCAACUAUAACGAUGGCUCUUUCACUAUCAAGCAGCAACAGUACACCACCAACAAGGACGUAGAGACAAGCAAAUCCUGGUACGUGCCAGUGAAUUACGCAGUGCAAUCGAAUCCUGAUUUCCGUCAGACCGAGGCUACUCACUAUCUGAUCAAGGAGAAGGACUUGGGCAUCAUUGAUGCCAAGCUGAAGAGCGAUGAAUGGUUGAUACUAAACAAACAGUCUACGGGCUACUAUCGCAUCAAUUACGAUGCCCGCAACUGGCAGCUGAUCAGUGAGGGCUUGGCCGAUCGUCCGUACAAGAUCCAUCCGCGUAAUCGGGCCCAGCUUAUUGACGACGCGUACCGCUUCGCCACUAGCGGUCGCUUGGCACAUGGUGUGCUUCUGCAGCUGCUCACUUACCUGCCACAGGAAAACCAAUAUGCACCAUGGUCGACUGCCAACGUCGUGAUCAGUCUUUUCAAUCGGUAUCUGAGCGGUGAUGGAUCCUACGACAAUUUCAAAUUCUAUGUUGCUGCAUUGGUCAGCGAUCAAUUCGACAAAUUUGGCGUGAACGACAUCAACGGAGAGCACCACUUGACCAAGUUCACCCGCAAUGUGGUCAUCAAUAUAGCCUGCCUGGCUGGCUUGAAAACCUGUCUGGAUGAGACACAUGCUAAGCUAUUCGCUUUGGUCGAGCAAGGCACUCCAAUUCAACCCAAUCUACAGAUGCCCGUCUACUGCAAUGGUCUCAAGCAAGCCGACGACCAAGUCUUCGACUUUGUCUACGACAAACUAAUGACUUCAACGAAUCAGGCGGAGCGUCGUCUGCUCAUCUCCGCACUGGGCUGUGCUCAGGAUGAGAAGCAACUGCACAAGUAUGUGUCCAGUAGCAUUGAUCUGACUAACCAGCUGCUCAUUCAGGAGCGCUAUACGCUGCUCAAUCCCACCUACUCUCGUGGACCAGUGGGACUGAAUGUGUGCAUUGAUUUCCUGCUCAACAAUUGGGAGGCGUAUGCCAAGCUGAGUUCUGGUACCGGUGGCAUUAAUCCAUUGUACAUUGACAUUGUGCUCAUGUCCACCUAUGUGGUCAACGACAGUCAAAGGGCAAAGCUGCAGGAACUGAUUGAUGAGGUCAAAGACUCCUCAUAUGUGUCCUCAAUACUACAGACCAGUGUGGAUACUAUCGUAGACGCUAACAUGGCUUGGCUGGCGACCAAUCGGGGGCCCAUCAUGUCGUGGGUAACGUCCUUCCGUAACGGCAGUCCCGCUUUGACAGCAUCUGGGUUGGCCAUAGCGCUUUGCCUUUUCGUUGCCAAAUUGUUCUAGAAUGUUUAUAGUAAGAAUUUCUUAGUUUAAGGUACGACUACCUCGAUUGACGAAUUUGUUUGUGUAAAAUAUUCCGAAAUUAUCAUUUCCCAAUAAAAACGUUCAAAUGUUUCAGUUGGGCACUCCUGAUGGCAUAAUGCUCACAAACGAUGUCAACUACAAACAAUUGAAAGAUACCCUUUAGACCAUUAAUGAGCAUUAUGCAGCCAGUAGCGUCCGUGUUCAACGUUUUUACUUGUUAUAAACAAGUAACUGAUUAAAAAUGGAAAA
Molecule: messenger RNA, 6088 nt
Organism: Drosophila hydei
Lineage: Eukaryota; Metazoa; Arthropoda; Insecta; Diptera; Drosophilidae
Exons: 9
Coding region: 2-5818 (1938 amino acids)
Biological process (GO): proteolysis; peptide catabolic process
Cellular component (GO): cytoplasm
Molecular function (GO): zinc ion binding; metalloaminopeptidase activity; peptide binding
Source: RefSeq, a predicted model, not a curated record